CUGGCUGCAGGGUCCACAUGUCUACGCAUUAUUUUCCAGUUAUGGAAUGACAUCCAAGCAAAUCAACCAGCUUUUUGUGGUAGGAUUUGGUUCGUCCAUGGUUUUUGGUACAGUUGUGGGCUCGUUUGCUGAUAGACUAGGAAGAAAAUUUAAUUGUAUUCUUUAUGGAGUGUUGUAUGGAGUGGAUUGCCUGUCAAAGCAUGUACCCAGUUACUGGGUGUUGUUGGUUGGUCGUGUAGCCGGUGGAAUGGCAACAUCCAUUUUGUUUAGUGCUUUUGAAUCAUGGGUAGUCUGUGAACAUGACAAGCGAGGAUUUAGUAAAGAUUUGCUUAGUGACUUGUUUUCAAAUGCCUUUCUGGGGAACUCCUUGGUUGCCAUUGUCUCAGGCCUGGUUGCUCAAGUCUUUGCGAGUCAUUUUGGUUUUAUAGCUCCAUUUAGUCUGUCAUUUGUACUGCUGGUCCUUACAAGUGGAAUUAUCUGUUGCUGUUGGACAGAAAACUAUGGAAAUAUAAGCAGUGAUACAAGGCUCUCUGUAAUUUGGCAAGGAAUGCAAGUUAUUAGACAGGAUCCAAAAGUUUUUUGCCUCGGACUGAUACAGUCUUUGUUUGAGGGAUCGAUGUACUCUUUUGUGUUAGAAUGGACUCCAGCUCUCACUCCUGAAUUUUUAGAUUCAGGAGUAGGCAUAAAUAAUGUUGACCAAGACAACAUUCCACAUGGAUGGAUAUUUGCUUCUUUCAUGGUGUCUGUAAUGCUUGGUUCACAUGUCUUUAAGUUACUCUCUAGAGUAACUUCUGUGGAGUCAUUUUUGAGACCUGUAUUUGGAAUGGCAGCCCUGUCGUUGAUCACUCCUAUAGUUUUUUCAAAGAACCAAUCUGUUGUUUUUGUUGGAUUCUUGGUGUUUGAGUUUUGUGUUGGAGUCUUCUGGCCAGCUAUGGGAGUGCUGAGAAGUAAAUACGUCCCUGAAUCAGCUCGUGCUACUGUCAUGAACAUAUUUCGUGUUCCUUUAAACCUUAUUGUCAUCACUCUUCUAGUUCAGGACUUGUACCUUCCAUCGGUGUUUUUUUGUUGUGUGGUGUUCUUGUCCAUCUGUUGUGCCGUGCAGCACUGGUUAUAUCACUUAUCUUUCCGUUUUUCAACUUCUACAGAUGACGUAAAAGGAGAAGCGCAUUCAGAAAUUUGUGACGUCGUACGUACAGUAUAGAGCUGUUACGUGACAUAAGCCAAAGAGAGAGCCUAUGGUUAUUCUGGAAUACCUGAAGUUGUCUUCCUAAGGGUCAAAAGAAGGAUAAUCAACUUUUUCUCAUCCGGACUGAUUAAAUUUUUUCAUGUAGUUGUCAAAAUAUUACGAAUCAGUCCGUGACUCAUUUGGAAC
Molecule: messenger RNA, 1372 nt
Organism: Pocillopora verrucosa
Lineage: Eukaryota; Metazoa; Cnidaria; Anthozoa; Scleractinia; Pocilloporidae
Product: molybdate-anion transporter-like
Biological process (GO): molybdate ion transport
Cellular component (GO): membrane
Molecular function (GO): molybdate ion transmembrane transporter activity
Source: RefSeq, a predicted model, not a curated record